AUGGUCGCAAACACUAACCAGGACGGCCAGCGGCUGGCUAAACGCGGCAAGGUUGUCGGGUUUUUCCGGGGCCUGAGCAAUCAGCACAGCAGUAGUCAGCCUGCGUCUCCCAAGAACAACGAUCUCCACUACGUUCUCAACGAGGGGCGUCACUCGCUUGAUAACGACCACAAUGACUAUAACGACCUCAGAGAGCUGUUGUUGCAGAAACGAGGGCUGGGGGCCAACAAAGUGAGGACCCAGAUCCAGGCGUACAACUACCACAAUUCUCGCCUAUUGCAGCUUCCCACAGAGGUGCUUCUUCAGAUCUUCAAGCAUUUGGACAAGUCUGACUUGUUCUCGUUGCUCACGGUGUGUCGAGAGUUCAGCGAAUUGAUUGUGGAGAUUUUGUGGUACCGGCCCAAUUUCCAGGUGGACUCAGCUUUCCAUAAGAUCACAGAAGUCAUGAAGAGGCCGCGGCUGCAAACGCAUUGGGAUUACCGCAACUACAUCAAAAGGCUCAACUUGUCGUUCAUGACAAAGCUCAUGGACGAUGAGCUGCUCUAUUUGUUCCGGGGUUGCCCAAAGCUCGAGCGGUUGACGUUGGUGAACUGCCAUAAAGUGACCAGCAAGCCAAUAACUGAGGUGCUUCAAAAUUGCGAGCACUUGCAGUCCAUUGACAUGACGGGCGUUCAAGAUAUCCAAGAUGAAAUCUUCUACGCUUUGGCAAAAAAUUGUCCCAGGCUACAAGGGCUUUAUGCUCCUGGUUGCGGCAACAUUCUGGAAGACGCCAUCAUUCUGGUGCUCCGAGCAUGCCCCAUGCUAAAGCGUGUGAAAUUCAACAACUCGGAAAACAUCACUAACGACACCAUCUUGGCCAUGUACGAAAACUGCAAGCUGCUAGUAGAGAUUGACUUACAUAAUUGCCCAAAAGUCACCGAUAAGCACUUGCGCAGCAUCUUCUGUGAGCAUUUGCAGCUACGAGAGUUUCGAAUCUCAAAUGCCCCGGGAAUCACUGACGAUUUGUUCCUGCUGGUUCCCGAGGACCAAACUCUCGAAAAGUUGCGUAUCAUUGACGUGACGGGCUGUAAUGCUAUUACGGAUAAGUUAGUUGAGCGCAUGGUCCGCUGUGCUCCUCGUCUUCGAAACGUUGUGCUUUCCAAAUGCAUGCAAAUCACAGACGCCUCGUUGCGCCAUUUAACAAAAUUGGGCAGGCUGCUUCAUUACAUCCACUUGGGCCACUGUGCUCUUCUCACGGAUUUUGGCGUCCAGGCUCUUGUAAGAUCCUGCCAUCGCAUACAAUACAUCGACUUGGCAUGCUGCUCGCAGUUGACUGACUGGACGCUAAUAGAGCUUCUGAGUCUUCCCAAGUUGCGGAGAAUUGGGUUGGUCAAGUGCAAUUUAAUAUCAGACGCAGGCAUCAUGGAGUUGGUUCGUCGGCGUGGCGAGCAGGACUGUUUGGAAAGAGUCCACCUUUCAUAUUGCACCAACUUGACCAUCGGACCAAUUUACUUUUUGUUGAAGAACUGUCCACGAUUGACCCACUUAUCGCUCACAGGUAUAUCUGCAUUUCUACGUCGCGAGAUCACCCAGUAUUGCCGUGAUCCACCUCCUGAUUUCACCGAGAACCAGAAGUCAUCAUUCUGUGUCUUCUCGGGGCAUGGUGUUGUACAACUACGUAACUACCUCGACACCUUGAUGGAUCAGCGUGCGUACAUUCUCGAGCAUUACGGGUUCCAGGACGACGUUGCACCAACAUUCUUACCUGAUAGAAGACGCAGGCAAUUUGGAGAUAACGAAGAGGGCGGGACAUUCCCAACAGGAACCCAACUUCCAGCUAACCAAAUGGGCUUUGGUCAAGUGUUGCCGUUGCCAACCUUGAGGGGCCGUAUUUUUACUCAACAAAACGCAAAUGCAGAUCCUCCUAGCAAUCAAGGACAAGGAGAUCAGACUCAAUAUCCAACUCCCGAGCAGUACAACCAGCUUCGCAUGGCAGGACCAUGGGAUGCUCAGAGGAACGUUGGAGCAGGUCGAUUUCCUGGAGCCGGUGACGGCAGGAACUUGAAUAAUGAGGAGGACAAUAUGUCCACAUGGGCUGCUCAGAGAGGACUUGGGGAGUUGAGACAGGCGAGAGAGACGACACCGUCGAGAAGUUGGAAUCCGCCAAACAUGGAAGGGCUGGAAGGCAUAUUUAGGCAGCUUCUUGCUGUUGACGGCCAGAACAGACAACGGUUCGGCGCCUUGUACCAUCCACUCAACUCUCAGCUUGACAAUGUCAAUCUGCGGCUUCGAGAACAGGGCCAAGCCCAGGGCCAAGGCGGAGCACCAGUACAAGUGAGGCCCGGCAAUGCUCCGCAUAUAGCCCAGGCACCCGUGUUUGGCAACGACGAGCCCAUGGAAGGCGAGGAGGACUCAGAGAUGGAGGCUGUUGAUUUGUUCCCUCGGAUGAGAUGA
Messenger RNA from Candidozyma auris, 2433 nucleotides. RefSeq names its product SCF ubiquitin ligase complex subunit GRR1 (gene GRR1). Gene Ontology annotation, biological process: SCF-dependent proteasomal ubiquitin-dependent protein catabolic process. Lineage: Eukaryota; Fungi; Ascomycota; Pichiomycetes; Serinales; Metschnikowiaceae. The record is from RefSeq and is a predicted model, not a curated record. Gene Ontology annotation, cellular component: SCF ubiquitin ligase complex. Gene Ontology annotation, molecular function: protein binding. The transcript has a single exon. The coding region runs from base 1 to 2433 and encodes 810 amino acids.